Molecule: messenger RNA, 1662 nt
Organism: Mesorhabditis spiculigera
Lineage: Eukaryota; Metazoa; Nematoda; Chromadorea; Rhabditida; Rhabditidae
Source: the annotation of a GenBank genome assembly
AUGGACGCCUUCGUGCUGGACGAGUACGUGUGGCCGUACGUGCCGCUCGAGCUCGACGAUGCUACGAAAAAGGAGUGGAACAUCAAAUUUGUUAACUUUAUUGGCUGGAUGGACUGGCUCUGCAAGUACCAGCCAAUCUCGCAGCUCAUCGAGAACCAUCUCUCGUUUUUACUUGGAGAGAUAAUGUUCGUCAGCUGCUGUCUGCUCACGUUUAUUCACGCAUACCGUAACCGCGAACGGCGCUACCUUUACGUCUGGAUUGCCAUCACCAUUCACGCUUUCAACGUCGAAAACUUGUGCUACAACAUUCCGGAUAUGGACAAUUUUUGGCAGGCUCAGGGCGUUUUGACGUUUUUCGGUGCUCGUGCCCCCCUCUACAUCCUCUUCGGCAUCUACCACACCUUCGACUACUGCGCCUACGUGGCUGUCCAAAAGCUCCAUCUCCCGUGGUGGGCCGAAGGACCCGCUGUGGGUCUCGGUGCGGUGAUGCUCGACCUACCAUACGACAUUCUGGGUAUAAAAAACCUGUGGUGGACGUGGCACGACACGGAUCCGAACAUUUACGAUCGAUUCUACUGGGUUCCCUGGAACUCGUUCUACUUCCACGCCUCAUUCGCCUGCAGUCUCGUCUGGCUGCUGCACCUGACCCGGCGCUAUAUCGUGGAUGUCGAAUACGACUGGCGAAAGAUCCAUCGUGAAUUCUUGUGCUCGUUCCUGGCGGGAGUUUCCGCCUUCUGGCUGGGCACGCUGCAGUUUGUGCCCAUAUACCACACGCUGCACGACUUCUACAAGGUUCACUCCGAAAUCACGACCAUCCUCUUCCUCAGCACCUACGCCCUCAUCGUCAUUUGUGCGGAUCGCCGACGUCCAGUGGAAAAACCGGAAUCGAGAGCCGGCGACCGCUGGUGGUUCGACGAGGUGCCGCUGGCCAUCAGCAUCGAGUACAUCUUCUUCAUGGUGUUGGUGGUCGUGUGCGAUCCAGUGAAUAUCGUCCAGGACGGACUUCACCAGGCCAUCGGACCCUGCAAAGAAAAGCAGAAAGUCCAGACGCCAACCGGGAAAGUCCUCUACAAAAAUAAAUACCUAUGCGCCACAAACUACGACGAGAAGUACUUUGACUUCCAUUGCCUGCCAAAUGGCGGGAAAGCCCCGGAACAGCAACGUGGCGAGCCGCUGGAAUGGUAUGCAGUGUGCGGGACCGAAUUCGAAAAUAGGGCUGAGUACAUUGCGAUUGUUUGGGGUUGCUGCAUCCUGUUCGGCACGAUUUUCUACCAAAUGCUCGCCAGGUCCGGAGAGCUGCCGGAUGUAGUCGGCGAGCAGCUCUUCGACCAUACACCGGUUGUCAGAAGGCACAUCGAUGCCUUCGUCGAGCAUUUCGAACGCAACGAUCGGCACCGCGAGUUUGACGGCAUCAUCCGGGCUUCACAUUCGCUAGUGGAAGCGUCCGAUACGAACGUUGAGGGGCUAUUUGAGGACGGGCGAUUGCAAAAGACGAAUCAGAGCAUCGACCAGCUGGCGGAACGGAUACGAAAAUUGGCGCAACCCACUUUUAAGCAGGAGCACGACUUGUACCUCGCCGCGAUCGAAAAAUCGCAGCACGAAUACGUCGAGCUAUGCAAAGAGGAGGCGCAGAAAAAGAUGCGCGCAGCCGCGGGACGGUUA